Messenger RNA from Rhodotorula graminis WP1, 1231 nucleotides. RefSeq lists its product as uncharacterized. Bases 1 to 1110 code for a protein of 369 amino acids. The transcript has 5 exons. The record is from RefSeq and is a predicted model, not a curated record. Lineage: Eukaryota; Fungi; Basidiomycota; Microbotryomycetes; Sporidiobolales; Sporidiobolaceae. Gene Ontology annotation, molecular function: protein binding.
AUGCAGCCGCCGCCGUCCGCCCAGCAGCGCCCUCGCAGCCCGUCGAUCCCGUACAUGCAGCCCUCGGCCCAGUCGCGCCCUCACUCGCGGGCAGGGUCGAACGUCUCGGCGGCGCACCUCACGUCGCCGCCGCCGUCGGGCCAGCUCGCGCACCGUCCGGCGUCGCCUUCUCAGCACGUCCCGGCUCGUGGACGGUCGCCGAGCCCGCAGCCGCACAUCCCCGAGUCGCUGCGACCUGCGUCGCCGAACCCGGCGAUGCAGGCUCAGCAGCAGCAGCAGCAGCAGCAAGCCCGGUCGCGCGCGCCCUCGCCGCACCAGCCUGCUCUCGGCUACGGCGCGCCUCCUCCUCAGCAGCAGCAGCAGCAGUACGGCGCGUCGCACGGCUAUGGCGCUGCCCCGGCGCCGCAGCAGGCGCUGUACGGUCAACCCGCCGUCGCCGCCGCGAGCAACUACGGGCACGGCCGAGCCACCUCGCCUGCUCCUCAAGGUCACGGCGCGCCCUACCAUCAGCCUUCGUCUACUCGGCAGUCGUACAUGGCCCAGGCGCCGUCGCAGGCCCAGCUUUACCAGUCGCCGCCGCCGUCCGCCUCGCCGUACCAGCACGCGCCUCCCCCUCAGCAGCAGCACGUCCCACCGACCGCCUACGGCUACGGCCAGCCUCCUCAGCAGCAGCAGGUGUACGCGCGCUCGCCCUCGGUCGUCGGCGGGUACGGCUCGCCGGCCUCGUCGGCUCCUCUCGGCCGCACCAACAGCAUGUUGAGCGGCGUCUCUGGCGCCUCGACGCAGCCGUCGCAGGUGUACCAGGCGCCUCCUGUCCAGCAGCAACCGGUCCAGCAGCCGGCGCAGCAGGCGCGACCGCCGAGCGUGGCGGGCCAGGCGCAGCAGCCGCCGCCGACUGGUCAACACACCGAGACGGGCCAGCCUAUCCUCUUCUACGUCAACGCCCUGUACGACUACGCCGCGACGUCGGCCGAGGAGUUCUCGUUCUCGACGGGCGACGUCAUCGCCGUCACGGGCACCGACCCUGACGGUUGGUGGCACGGACAGCGGGUCGGCGACCCUGGUUCGAGCAAGCUCUUCCCGUCCAACUUCACCGAGCUCUUGCCGUGAUCCGUACGGACGUCGACCCGCCUUCCUUGCCCUCGACGACGAGCUCGCCCGCCUCCCUUGUCGUAGACACUCUCUCUCUUUGAUUCGCUCGAGCCCCUCUUGUAUUGCGACACCGUAGACC